AUGUUUUUAUAUUUUACCAUUUUCUAUGGUGUGCUGCUAGUUGCUUCAUCACAUUUAUGCGUUGAAGAACAUUCACAGGAUGAAUCAUUAAGGCAUUGUGCAACGCACCAAAAUAAUCCUGAAUUGGAUGAUUCACUCUUUGAUGUUGAACCUUUGCAUCUAUUUGAACCAGUCCGACUGAACAUUUCAAUUGAAACCCUGGGUGGAGUUGCAACCAUCAUGAUCAAGAAAAAUAUGUUGCUGCCGACUACCAAAACAAAGAUACUUAGUUUGCCUUUGGAUGAUGAGAACUAUGUAACAAUCAAUAUUUAUGAAGGACUUGGCAAAAUGGUUGAAUACAAUAAUCUCAUUGAUAGUUUUAAACUGCGCUGUACCACGCCUACACAGCACGGUAUCCUACCUGCAAAGUGUGAUUUGCUAGAUAUAGAAAUAACAUGUGAUGUGGACAACAACGGUAUAUUGGUGGUAACCGCACGUGAAAAAAGCAGCAACAAGAGUGAGAUGCAUAUAGUUAGUAAUUUGAACAGAAAGACUACGCUUGAACAGAUUGAAGAGGUGUACAAGAAGUAUAAAGAGUUUGAAGAAGCGUUAGGGUUAGAGGUUAGUAGUGGUUAG
Messenger RNA from Vavraia culicis subsp. floridensis, 615 nucleotides. RefSeq lists its product as uncharacterized. Gene Ontology annotation, cellular component: cytoplasm. The record is from RefSeq and is a predicted model, not a curated record. Gene Ontology annotation, molecular function: ATP binding; ATP-dependent protein folding chaperone; ATP hydrolysis activity. Gene Ontology annotation, biological process: cellular response to unfolded protein; protein refolding. NCBI's taxonomy places the organism in Eukaryota, Fungi, Microsporidia, Pleistophoridae. The transcript has a single exon. Bases 1 to 615 code for a protein of 204 amino acids.